Diatraea saccharalis (sugarcane borer) is the source of this 4226-nucleotide messenger RNA. The record is from the annotation of a GenBank genome assembly. Lineage: Eukaryota; Metazoa; Arthropoda; Insecta; Lepidoptera; Crambidae.
UCAAUACAUGCACAAAAAUAAAUAAAAGCAUAUAUACACCUUCGUUUUCACGAGACUGCAUUCAUUGUUUCUUAUAAAUUAUUGUGUUACUAUAUUAUUUGUUUGUUAUUUAUUAAAAAUUGUUUGUAAUAUCAUUUAAAUGCACUUAUAUCACCUGCUUACAUCUUAUUCUCCCACGAACCCUUGUUUGGCUGGAAGAGAUCUCUUGUAGAGAUAGCCAACCUUUGUAACAAAUUUAAUUACUUGUUUUAUGUGACAUUUUGAGUACAAUAAAGAAUAUAUAUUCAUUAUAUUUGAUAAAUUUUUGCAUUCACAAUGCUAUAUUGUAAAAUAUUCACAAUGAGAAAUCCACUUUGCACCGAGGUAGGUACUCUGAGAUGUCAGUACCUCGGAUAAAAGUAAUUUUUUAAGAAUUUUUUAUUAAGAAAUAUAGAUAUUUUUAUAUAAUAUAUUUUUUUCUAUAACUGAUUUUGUUUUUUUUUCUUUGAUUAUUAAUACUAAUUGUCACUUUAUGUUCGUUUUCCCUUUAUUUGAUGCAAAUAAGUUUACAUAAUACUCCAAAAAUAUCAUAAUAAUUUUUUUAUUUAUUUUUAUUUAAAUAUUGAAUAUGAGUCAGCGAUGUCUUCGAGUAUUUUUAAGUCAUACCAAGAAAUCGUUACGUUCUCGUCUCCGAACGUGUAAUAAAGCGUAGGCUUUGGCCUCGUAGCCGUCGCGUGAGCUCUCUGUCAGUCGUGUUUAGUAAUCACAGCGCGCGCGCGUCAGUUAUGCGCACUCGUUGUGCGCCUUGACAUGUUCCCUUUUGUAACGUCUGGAGAGUGCUUGAGUUUUGUACUAGUUUCAGCAAUUCAUCAUGACUCAAGAAGAAAUAUAUACGCGUCUUGAUGACGAUAUUCAUAUCUCUUCUUCCGAUAAUAUCGAUGACGAAGAUGUUGUUAUCAGAAGACAGAAGCGAAGCGUUAGAGACAUGAUCCUCCGUUUUGAACAAACUUCGUUGAAUAAUCACCAUUCGUCCAGUGAAUCCUUAGAAAGAUCGAAGGAUUUACUGCAUGGAAGUUUAUCGAGUGUUGUGAAUCCACUACAGACGCAUUUCCAACAUCUGUGCCCAGUGACAAGAUCUCAAGAUAGGAACUCAAAUGUAUCAGUGAAUUCAUUGCUAUCUAAUGUUUCUGUGAACAGUUUUGAAUCUAGUUCUUCCGGUUUUGUUUCUGAUAGAAAGUCAGGUCGAGAGAGUCUCGUACCGCACAGGCAUGCGCCACCUCCUCCUGAACCUUUCAAUGAUAGUUGCUCCUCUUCGGAAAGUAAAUCGCCUGUGCUGCAAAACACCGGUCAGGUUGAAAGACGGUACUCUUUUACUACACCAAAUACAUCUCCCAAAAGCAAUCGUCGUACUAGGAAACCACCGGUAAUUAGAAAGAAAUCUAACGCUAGCAAUUUGAAUUCGGGAGAAGCCCAUUGGUCUUAUGGUGUACGACAAAGUGAUCUAGAAAAAUUAUUAAGACUAAAAAGAUCAGAAGUUUCUGAUUGUGAAGAUGAGAUCAAAAGUAUUAGCGCUGGGUCAAAUGGUACUACUAGUAGUAGUAGUAGUAGUAAUAGUUCGAGAAGUAGUAGUCGAGGUAAAGAAUAUAUAAUUAAUAACGAUGAUGACGGUAGAACUGAUACGCUUUCAGUGGAUCAUUCAACGGACACUUUAAUUAAUGAAGAAAAUAGUGAUGAGAGAGAUGACUUAUCGGUAGCAUCUGGUGAAUCUGGUGCCCAAAGUAAUUAUGACAAUGUUAGUAUUAAAUCUAUAUCAUCUUUUGACAUGGUGCCGUAUCAGAAAUAUGAUAGCAUCACGGUUUCGUCAGACGAAUUCGGUUCAGAAGUGUGCCACGCUCCUGAUACAGAGUUCUUAACUGUUAGUGCAGUGAAUGAGUGGUGUGUCUCAAGGUCUGCGGUGCCAACGUUAAUACCAGUGGAGUCUAAAAAGGAAAAAUAUCGAAGACGACUCACCGAACGUGUCAAUGAGCUGGUACACACUGAGAACGUCUACGUCGAAAGGUUACGGCACGUCAUAGAAAAUUAUAUGCCGGAGAUGCAUCGAGAAGACUUACCGUUGCCCCUCUGCGGGAUGAAGUGGAUCAUCUUCUGUAACCUGGAGGAUAUCUACGCAUUCCAUUCUAAAGAGUUCCUACCAGCUCUGCGGGAGUGCGAAAAUGAUCUCAGGAAGUUGGGGCAGUGUUUUAGGAAUUAUGAACAAAGGUUCAACAUGUAUGUAAUGUACUCUAGGAAUAAUAAAAAAGCCACAAGACUGGUGUACGAAAAUAAGCAGUUCUUUCAGGAGAAACAAUUAGAACUAGGAGAAAGAUUAGACCUAUCAAGUUACUUAUUGGAACCUAUACAAAGGAUUCCGAGGUAUAAAUUGUUCCUGGCAGAUUUGGUUAAGACAUACACAAGCUACGAAAACGAGAAGGCAGAUACAGAUUCUAGAAUAUCUAAACUAAGCGUAGACAGUGAUGAAACAGGUGGCAGUAAUGGAGAUUCUGACAAUGAAGAAACGCCCCUGGAAAGUCUUAAGAUGGCCAAGACUGUGGUAGAACGCAUAUUGACUGCAGUUGAUGAAAUUAUGGCGUUAGAAAAUAUAUCAGACUGUCCGUUCAAUCUGAACCUGCUGUAUCAAGGGCGUUUACUUCGUCAGAACGAGUUCUAUGCAAUGGACAACGCUCGCCGGCGGAGGCAGCUGAUGAGAGUAUUCCUGUUCGAUAAGCUGGUACUCAUCACAGCGGUUUAUAGAAAGCAACCAAGAGUGGAGCACUUCAUUUAUAAAGACCACAUACCUGUUGACGACCUGGGCAUAACAGCGAAAGAACAAGACCAGUACAAGUUUACCAUUUGGUACAAGAACCGAAACUUGAAGUCGUACAAGAUGGAGACAGCUGAUUCGGCAGUGAGGAAUGCAUGGGUAGAAGAGAUCACGUCUCUAUUGUGGGAACAAGCUAUGCAAAAGAAAGAACUUCUGCUGCAGGAACGGAAAAAGAGGAUAUCCAUGGCCUCUAUGGACGGGCAAAAGUUAAGUGAAGAUGAGAGAAACGACGAUAAAUAUAAUUCUCUGCGCGGAGUUCCGGGUGAAGUCAGGCAGAUCAUGGAGAAGAAGGAUCGAAGGACAACUUGGUAUUGCGAAUGAGUCUAGGAGAAUCCACCAGAAAUAAAUUCGGAUUUAUCUCUAAAAUCUAAGUCGAUCUAGGGUAAAUUGGUAUUACAUGAAAUGUUCACAAACACACCUUGCGUCAUUUUGUAUUCAUUAUUUAAUAUAACGAUUUUUAAUUUAAUAAAAGUCAUUAUUAAUAUUAAAUUAAUGUUAGUUGUUAAAUUGUUUCUGAUAAGAAUUAUUUUUUUAUCUAAAUUGUACUACAGACUAGAAAUAUUAGAUUAAGGACUGCUAAAAACAGCGAUUACACUUUCUUGUGAAUUCUAAGUAAUAGUAAGUAUUUUAUUCGGACAUGAACAAUAUGUAGUUUAAAAAUAUUAUAAUGUUAAGACAAGUUUAAUUAUUCAUACAAGUCCAUUAUAGUAAUUAUGUCGUUAACUACACAAAUUUUAUAAUCAUUCUCUUUAUAUAACACAAGGCCAGACAGUAGCGUCGCUUAUUAAAUCUAAUAGUGACAAGGUAACUUCUAAUCGAUUUUUAUAUCUAUUAAUUUGACUUUAGAACACAAGGAAAGCAUCAUUAGAAGAUUUAAAAGUAAUGUAUCGCCCAAAGAUUUUUUUUUAUGAAAUUUAAGAAUUGUAAAUAAAAUGUAAUUUAUUCGGUAUUAUAUAAUAGUUUAAUAUGUAUAUUUACGAUAAAUCUUAAAUCCUUUAAAAAAAGAUCGGAUUAUCAAAAUUAAGGUUAAGUAUCAACUGUAAAAAGUCAAGUUAGACAUUUUUUUCAUGAUUACAUUAGCUUUAGCACUUGCAUUUCCGAAUAAAAGAAAUUUACCAAAGUAAUAAUGUAUAAAAUGUAGGUGGAAAUUUUUUCAUUAAUUUUUCUUAUAUUACUUAUAAUAAGCACGAUUGUACUGAAAAAGAAUAUACUUAGAUGACCAGAAUUUGAAUUUGGAGUAAAGUUUAUAGUUCGAGAUUGCUAUUUCAAAUUUUUUCAGUACAAUUGUUUAUCAAUUAUAACGUCUAAUUUUUGUUGUUUAAAGAACUCAUGUGAUAUGAAAAUAUUUAAAUGAAAAAGUAUUGAAAGGAGAAUAUUUUUUUUUGGU